Messenger RNA from Plasmopara halstedii, 522 nucleotides. RefSeq names its product Phosphotyrosine protein phosphatase I superfamily. The transcript is spliced from 3 exons. The record is from RefSeq and is a predicted model, not a curated record. NCBI's taxonomy places the organism in Eukaryota, Oomycota, Peronosporomycetes, Peronosporales, Peronosporaceae. The coding region runs from base 1 to 522 and encodes 173 amino acids.
AUGAAUAUCGUGUUUGUAUGCACGAGCAACACAUGUCGCUCCCCAGUCUCGCAGCAUUUUGCUAUCGAGUACUUCCGUCGCAAGCUGAAUAUGACGGUCGAGCAACUGGAAGAGAAAGGAAUUAUUAUUCGGUCUGCAGCAUUAACGAAUGUGUUCGAUCCGGAGGGCUCUUCAGCGUCUAAGUACUCCGUGGACGUGAUGAAAAAAUAUCAGCUUGACUUGUCGAAUCAUCGCUCCCAGCUUUUAACGGAGAAAAUGUGCUUGGAGGCUGAUUAUGUAGUGUGCGUUGCCACUGGCAUGACGUACAAGGUCAUGGAAAAAUUUCCAAGGAUUAAAGAACGAGAUGGUGUGCUAUGUACCUUCUCGCGAGACUUACCUGACCCAUGGCACAUGUCGUACGACACUUAUAUGGAAAACAUAGCACAAAACGAGGAAUUGACGCGGGAAUUUCUUGACAGACACCCCAAACCAAACUUUUACUGCGAUAUUGCGCUUUAUUAUGUUAUUCUACAACCGUCUUAA